AAUUUGUUUGGAAUGUUGAAGAGGAUUUCAAGCCUGUUCCGGAUACCUGGAUUCCAGCAAAGGACAUCGAGUUCUCUAACGGCAAUCCUUUGCCUGAUGAAAAUGGCCAUAUGCCAGGUUGGGUGCCUGUGGAGAAAAACAGUAAGCAGUAUUGCUGGCACUCAUCUGUUGUAAAUUAUGAGGCUGAAAUAGCGCUGGUCUUGAAACACCACGCUGACCCAGGGCUUCUGGAAAUCAGUGCGGUGCCAUUAUCAGAAAUUUUAGAACAAACGUUGGAGCUUAUUGGGACUAAUAUUAAUGCAAAUCCGUAUG
Messenger RNA from Cariama cristata (Red-legged seriema), 312 nucleotides. RefSeq lists its product as uncharacterized. The record is from RefSeq and is a predicted model, not a curated record. Gene Ontology annotation, molecular function: RNA ligase (ATP) activity. The annotation marks the transcript as partial. NCBI's taxonomy places the organism in Eukaryota, Metazoa, Chordata, Aves, Cariamiformes, Cariamidae. The transcript is spliced from 2 exons. Gene Ontology annotation, biological process: response to reactive oxygen species.